AUGACAAAGUUCCCCGACAUUGACGAUUCUGGUUUGCGAACAAUGGAGACUAUAGUCUCCAUGGAGGAGCUAUCAUCAAAGCCACCCGAUGCCGACAAACACAGUUGUUGCGGUUGCUGCAAGAAGAAGAAGACUGAGUGUCCCAAACCUCCUGAUUCCCCGAUGCGAUAUGCAUGCGUGCGCAAGUGCACAGCGGUGACCUGUUCACUCCUGGGACUAUUGUUUGCUAUUGUGGUUUAUCUGUCCCUUGGCUCGGUCCUCUUUCGUUACCUUGAGCGUGAUGCUCAGCAGGCCAGGCUAGCGAAGGGAAUGCAAUUGCUGAACGAGACGUUUGAUAAAUAUAAUCUGCAAGGAAGGAGUAUACAGAGGAGAUCGAAUUACAAGGACACCAGGACUGUGGAGAAACACCUGGCCUCCUACUGCUUGGACCAACAAUUCGAGGCCGUCAUCGCGGAACUAAAUCGACUCGUAGCAAAGAAAACCGAUUUGAAAUCGCGUGUUGCAGAGGUGACUCAGUUGCGCGAACGGGCCGGCAAGGUGACAGUGUCCGAAAAUAGCACAGACGAGUUGGAACAGCUGGCUGAAGCAUUGAGUGUUUCACUGAGUGAGCAGAUAGAAACGUUCGCCCUCCUGCUUAACGAGCACAAGCAGGCGCCUUUGAGGUCGCGCAGAAUCCAAGACGUUGCUUCCGCGGCUGUUGUGCUGAACAACGUUUACAAAGCCGUACUCGCUGGCUGGCGGCCGUCGAACUCUCCGAAAAUAAAACUUUUUCCCUCAACCUCGAUACAGGAGGGUCCAAUGCCGAGGUCAUUUGGAGGAGAUACGGCGCUAACGCCUUCCGAGUUACCGCCACCAUUCGAUAAGCAUACUACAAGAACGGAUCCGUGGACGUACAGUGGAGCACUGUUCUAUGCAGUCACUGUAAUUACAACUAUUGGUGAGUGUACCCGGUUGUAAAAAAAACCAAAGCAUCCCAGUGAGUCUACUAAACACAACCAUCCUAGUACGGGGCUGGGGAAGUAUCCAGUAAAUUACUUUGGCAACAGUCAUUUUGCUUUGUGACAGUAUGUAUUUCCUUGAAUAAACCCGAUGUUUCUUCAAGUAAACGGAGAACACUAAUCAGUGACCAAUCUCAUGAAACGACAAUCACAAUUUCGUAAUGGAUCUCCGAUUAGGAAGAGCUACUUGAAUAAGGUUAUCAUACUGACUAUCAUAUGGUAUGAUCCCAAAAUAUUUCAUCAUGCCACGUGGCGGAUUCUUACUGCACUAUUUGGCUGCGUGCAAGGCAACGCACGGUGAUAAAUGUUCAUUUAAGUAGCAUGGCUUUUUGAAUUGACUUAAAGGCCUUUUCAAAUUCCAAAAUUAUUAAUGAAAAAUUCUGUCGAAAAUGUUCCUCUUGCACCCAUUUUCUGACAAAUCACGUCUGUUGCAAAUUGUUUGGCUAGAUCGCAGUUGGUAGCCAGGAAUGGGGAAGCGGACGGCGACCUUAAACCUAAUCCUAACCUGAACCCUAACCCUACCCUCAACCUUAAACGUUAACCGUUAACCUUAACAGCAACCCUAACCGAAAUCCUAAACCUGACCGUAGCCCUUAGACAUAGCCGUAACUGGAAAACCUAACCGUAAUACUGAUACCUAAUCGUACGCUCAAACCCUAACCGUAACCCGAAAACCUAAGUUUAAAGGCAUACCCCUAACCCGAAAAUCGGAAACCAUUAACCGGUACCCUAAUCCCAACCUCAGACGUAAAACCGAAGCCAAGUGGGUCAGAUGUGAUUAUGGAACCCCACAAAAUAGCCCCAGUAAGCAACCCAUCAGCCAUCUGUAAUACGGGGCCUGGCUACCAACUGCGAUCUAGCCGAUGUUGUCCAUUAACAAAUUGAGGAAUGUCAAGUCGGCGAACGUGCGUUUUCGAUUAUUCGUCGUCAGACCAGUACACUAAUAUAGAUCUAGACAGAGCAGUGAAAUUCGAGAAGUAAAACAGCUUACGAGCAGUAGUCAGAGCUUGGGGUAAAUGUGUUCAGAUUUGUAGGGCAGAGGGAUAAUUAAAGGCCAGUUUCUGUCAGUGAUACGGCAACCGCACCAUUGCACGUCGCGCUACAGCGACGAUGCAUAAGCGACAGUUCGACCGUCGAUUUCGACGAUGUCCACCGUGUGCCCCACAGACUGCAUUGUGGGAGCAGGGACGGUGACUUGCGCAGGGGUUUAUAGUGCCAGUAGACUUGCGCUGCAUCUACCUACACUCUCUCCUCCUCCCCCGCCUGGGCCCGGUGUCAAGACAGAGUCAAGAAGACCGGAGACGAGGGAGGCCGCAGGUGGAUGGCUCGGACGGAUGCUCGCCUUGGCGCUCCACUCCGCACCCCCUGGUCCACACACAAAUGACCAGGAUUUUGACCACAAAACAAUGGGGUGGUGGCAGUGGUCCCAGUUUGUGCGACGAAUGCCGACAACAGGGUCCGCCAGCGCACCCCGCAAAUGUUGGCAUUUGUUAUUGCGCACAGAUAACGCCUGCCAGAGUACGAUGUGGCCCCCGUGUUGUCCAGCGCAUCUAACACGUGGCCCGUUCAGAGGGCACAUAAGCACAACUGAGUCAGACUACCCUACCUCUUCCCGUAACACCGAUAGAAACUAGAAUAUACUCAUCCCGCUGCCUCACAAGUCUGAACACAUUUGCCCCACGUUAUGGAUAUUGUUCAUAAAAUUUUGUGUCGGAUGCAGACAGUGUUGCGUACUUCAUGAGAAGCAUUUUUAAACAUAUAAGUGCAAUGUUAUUCGAACAGAUAUUUCACGGUCUUUAAAAUUCUUAAUUACGGAACUUUUAAACAAAACUCACCCUUUAUUCAAAUAUUACCUUAAUGGAAGACAUGACCUGCUACCGAAUAAAUACCUAAUGCAAACUUUCAUUGAUUUUUUACAAAAUAUAUUAGAAUUCAGAAAGACACCGAAAUCGAAGAAAAAUUCAUGCGACAUAAGAAGUCAUUUUUUGCCGGGUGUGGUUUUUGCAAACGACCAAAAAGAACGGAAUCUGGCGCACUGGCGUGACUGAAAUUUCCUGGGAUGUUUAUGAGCACUAAUCAACCAUACGACACUAUCCAGGCGGAACUGUCUACAAUUCCAUAAUAUACUGAUUCUACUAAGCAAUGUCCCAGCCGUAUAGGAUGGUUUUGCUCACACCUCAUACGUAAUAUUGACUGCCACCUACCAAUUUUGAAGCCCAUUUUAGUUAUUCUGCUCAUGAAAACAUAUCAUUCACUUCGCAAUGCCUAUUGGCUGUCAAGACAAAAAUUAAAAAUCAAUGGCAACUAAUAACAUCCGUAUAGGCAUAGCCAUUUAUUUGAUAUGAAAGGGGCCAACUACACAUUCAGUCAGAAAUGGCCUCCACCUGUCCAUUAGCUUUCUGCAAUAACCAAACCCAUAUGAGCGACAGAGUUCAGAAAACUCGACCACCUGCCGGACCUAACUCUGUCAAGCCCUGGUAGAAAAUGUGCAGUAACAGAGAAAGCCUUGUGAAGGGGCACUGAACUUCGGUCCAGUGAAAUGCUUAUGGCUCCCCUGCUGUACCUCGUCUGUGGACUAUCUGCUCCAUAGUUUGCUCAAUAUGUUCUUUGACGAAAACAAUCAACAGGACAGAAAAACAGUAGCUUGGCAAAUUUUUUGAAUUAAAUUAGCCUACAUUGUGUGGUCGUGUGUCCAUGAUUUGUCAAAAAAACUGGAGGCUUCGAUUAACUUACGAUUUUAGGGCGUUUAAACGCAACACAGUGAGAGAACUAGCCCGAUAAUUUCUACGCUUUUCUUCCCCUGUGGGUGUGUGUCUUUAAUCCACCUUACUUGAAAAGGAGCAUACAGUCAAGACUGUCUGGUACCUUAGGAAGUGUUGUUACGUAUGCAGUUUCUAGGACCGAAUUCUACCACUCAUACUGGAAUAUAGAUUAGCAGUUUGCGGCAUAAGGCAUACCGAUUGAGCGAUACCCUGUGCCAGAGCGGGCUGAGAGUGAGAUAUGCAGUCUUCUUUGGCCAAAGUCUUGGAAAUUGUCUGGGUUCCUGUAACAUUUAACCGAAUUUCUGUGGAAGUGGCCAAAAGCCAGACAGCCAAGUGAUCCUUCCUUUGCCAUUCACGCUCCUUUCAGCUGCCGCUGAUUUAUGUGGUCUUCAGUCUGACCCAUCAUCUUGGCCGCGCCAAAAGCAAGGUCCUCCUGCCUUUCAACCUAACCACUACAUGUGUUUUUGAUUUUCUCUAACCCCUAUCUGCAUCUCUUAUGCAGUACCUUCUAAGCAGUCUCGUACCACAAAACUUCACUGAGAUUGGCAAUCAACGACUGAUCCUUUAGGUUAAGGAAUUAGGUCCUUGGAGAGUUCCCACUGCUGGCAGCGUUGGCGGGGGAUGAAGGCAUUAUUCCUAUAUAGGGUAGCGCUAUGAAUCGAGCUAGGAAUUCUGAGGCGUUGUUUACGUACCGACUACUCUGUCAUGAACUAGGGGUUGGUGCAAGGGACAGGGCUCCGGAGAGAAUUUGGCUGUUCCGCGUUUGUAUGCGCAUGUGCCGUCAGUAGCUACCCCUUUUCAAUAAAACUACCAAAGAAUAUGCGGCCGGUCGGCAUGUUAGGGUACUGGCCGUCGAAAAAACGUCAAGUUAGUUUUGGAUUAGAACAGCCACGGCGCAGAAAAAUCUGUGGAGUCAAUCAUUGUGCUUAUAUGAGGGCGGGCAAGUUAUGUAACAUUGCUCAUUACAGCCAACCAUCGAGCAAUUUAAAGACCAUGUAAGUUCAAAGUUCCCCUGCCAAAUUAUAUGCUUCUCCGUGAAACCGGGAACCAAGCAAAAAUGAGUCAUUGUAAACGUGAUACUGAUGAUGAGAUGAUUCAGUUACGCAUCGUUUGUUUUGUCUGAUGUGGAGGACACCCGUGUAGCAUGCAGCUGGUUCUUAAACCCGGAAUCGAAUUCGCUUGCCUAACUUUCCACUUUCCACUGGAACAUGGCAGAAGUAGUGAGUGAAGAUAAAGUGGGGUGGGAAAAAGACUCUGCGGCAGUUCUCUUCCUUCUGGUCCAUCCUGCAUGUAAACCGAAAGCGGCCGCAAUCGGCAACAGUCCUCGUUCGCCAUGAUACGCUAAUUGCGAUUGUGGCCUUGUCUGAAAAGAAUUAGUCACAAUAAAUUAGUUCCCGACAGAGGAGAAUUCAGUGACCUCGGUGGGAUUCGAACCCCCGACAGUGAAGCAAAGGUUUGAGUACAGCCAACGCUCUAAGUACCUGAGUUACAUGGUCUCACCGAGAGACGUGGCUUUAAUCGCAUUUGGAUCAAGGUACCCUCUCAGUCUCUUUCGACGUAUGGAAUCCAUCAAUUCUGAUAUAGUAAGAUGACUGCCCAAGCAGUAUUUGCUAAUUAAUCAAUGUAGAAUCCAUCAGAUUGCUACCCAGUCCACUUAGUUAAUAUGUGUUUUGCCAAAACGUUGCCUGUACCUAGGUCUUCCCCUUUAUGUCUUGAAUUCGAAUCCCACCAAGUUCGCCGAGCUUUUCACAAUCGUGUCAAUAUGGACUUUUCGAAAUCUGUCAAAACACCUACAGUACCUGUGCUAACUCAUGAAAUCUCAUGAAUUAACACAGGUAAACGACUUUAACGCAGAAUCGGUAAACACUACGGCUCCCAAAGUCUGACAGCGAAAAAUAAAAAAUGUGUCAAAGAAAUAAAGUAGAGUUUGGUUUAGAAAAUAUUGUUUACUGAGAUAAAAAUAAAUAAUUUUCGACAGAAGUCACAUUUUCGAGAAACGCCUUUAUUACAACCAAGUUAAUAAAGGCUAGGUAUGAGGGCGUAUAAAGGAGGAAGGCGCAUAAAAAAGCCUGAACCCGGUAGUCAUCUGGUGGAUUCUAUGUGGAUUGCUAAGGAAAUCCUGCCUGGAUGGUCAGUUUACUGUAUCAGAUUUGGUGGAUGCAAGAGUUUACAGUAGGCUGGGCGAGUAACCUGAGCCAAAUGUGAUUAAACUCACGUCUUUCAGUGGUGCCUCAUAUUUCAGGUGGUUAGAGCGCUGGCUGUACUCAAGCUUUCCCCUCACUGUUGGGGCUUCGAAUCCCACCAGCGUCUUUGAGUUUUCACAGUUGGGUUAAAAUAAAUCAUUUAGAAUCCUCCAAAACACCUAUAAAUUAUUAAGCCUAUGAUUUGACAGGUCAUAUUUUUGAUGAGUUCCAGACCACUUUUGUUCACACGCAUCCACUCUACCGGUAUAUGUUUAAAGACAGAUGCCGCAUAAAUGGCCUAAAAUUGCAGCCACUGACGUCGAAACCCCUGUCACCUUAUUUAUUACUUCAUAAAUCUCGCCUGAAUGAAUCAGCCAGCUUCCAAUUAUGAAAAAGUGACACCGCAAUGUGUAAACAAAUAUGUCUGGUUAGUGCAAUUAAGCAAAUUAUUAGAUUUUCCUGGAGUACAGAUUUCUAAAUAAACUGCGAUCUAGGAAUCGCCUGACCAGCGUAAUCUACCAUAAUUACACAAAUAUGUCUAGACAGCAUUAUGCUGGUUUGGGCAAACAGGCUUAUUUUGCUAAUAACUUUGAUCAGCGAUUAAUCUCGGUUUUUGCUGCAGUUGGAAGAAUUAGUCCCCUGCUAAGCCUGCAAAUUGGCCAUUUCCGGACCAUUUUAAAGGGGAAAACUUGCUGAUGCAGUCCCAUUUUUUAUUACAAAUCACUGCAGAGUAGUUUUGGUAACGUAGUUUUGUUCCUCCACAGAGUUUGUGAAAAACCCAUGUUAUUAUUAGGCGAUUUACUUCGUGUUGUUUCGUUUUAAAUGUUUUGCUAGAUACUGCUUUCCGGUAACCAAAAGUGGCAAAACAUGUACUAUGAAGUACCUGAACGAAGGUUGUCAAAUUUAGCUUAUGACAUUUUGCUGUAGCGUUAACAUUAGAGUUUUUUAUUGAGGGCACGGUGAAAAUUUCGUGCCAAAAAAGCCGUUUCUAGAAACGUCGUUUUGUUUUGCCUUGAAAAAAUUGCCGCUGAGAUUCAUGGUUUCCUCGGAAAAGUCAAUGGUGAACAGGCUUUCUCUGAAGGAAUAUGUAGGAAGUAUUCUGAAUCCUCUAAAGCUCGCAAACGUUCCGGACGGUAAGAAAAAUUUGAAUACAAAUGAUAGGAAAGCGUUAAUCCACCAAGAUUCAUAUCAAACGCUUGCCGAAAUGUCAUAUUUGAUACAUUUGGAUUUGAUUCAUCUACUUUUUGGUAAGGAUUUACAUGCUAGCAUGAAAACAAGAAUUUGAGUACCGCAUGAAUCGGCUGACAACGAGAAAAGUAUAAAAGCCUACCGGAAAUAUUUCUUUCAGGGCGUGAUUGACAAUGACAAACGGAUCUGUUACGAUAGUCUUAAAUGUAAAGUUUCCGGACGCUGCCUGGUCAACUAUCGGCAUAAAUCCCAAAGGCAAAUAUUUAUGGGAGGAAAAUGAUGUUGUAUAUCUAUCGGAACCAACGAGGGGUAGUGCAUUACUUGUCGCCGAGGCCUUCUGAAACUCCGGGCGAUAUCAACGACAGUUUAUGAAUUUCCGUCCAAAAACGUCAAUAAAAUGGACAGAAUAUGGUGAACAAUGUGAUGUGAUUUUGCCACAUGAAAACGCUAGACCCCAUUUUACACAGCCAGUGAGGGAAACUUUGAGAGCAUAUCGUUAUUAAGUCCUACCCCAUCCGUCCAAUUCACCAGGCAUUGUUUCGUCACAUUAUCAUUUGUUUCGGUUGAUGCAACACAGUCUUACCGUCCAGCGAUUCAAGUCCUGUGAGAAAAUCAAAAAUUGGCACGAUCAUUGGAUUGCUCCAAAAUUCCAUCCUUUUUUCCUCCGCGAAAUCCACUUGCUCCUAAAAGAUGGGAAAAGGUUAUAACUGCCAAACGGACAGCAUUCUGAAUAUGCUAUAAUAUUUAGCCAUCUUUAAGUAAAUAUUAUUCUCUUGCAAAUAAACGGCACGGACCAAUUCCCACUUCCAGUGUAAUCUAUGCUGGCAACAUCUUUUAAAUCAGCUGUACUGACCGCACACGUAUUUAUUAGUUCAUCCUUCAUGCAAAGACUUCGGCUCCUGGUUCAGAAAAGUUUUAACUCUUCACAGUUUCAUUACGGUGACACGAUUAAUCACUACAACGCCUUGUGUUUAUGAAAAACCCUUAGUAGUUUGAAUCAGGACAACCACUUUCUGACAUCUCAGUUUUUCUUAAUCACGGAAGUGAAACAUAUGGGCAGUAUUUUACUACCGAGAAAGGCAAGGGAGACCGGAGUGACCAUUCCUGGUUUAUUAGCCGUCGUCAGUCAGUCAUACCCAACCCCGAAGUGUGGAACACCCGAAGUUCGAACUCACGGCCUGUCGUUUAAAGUCCACGCCCUUAACCACUGAGCCACGGGCCCGUUUUGCUGUCGGUUUCGAUCGGGAAUAUACAAUGGUAGGGGGCACUCACCGAUCAUUCUUCCGGAACUCACUUGUUCCUUUGUGCCUCACGGACUCCCUCUCUCGAGUCCAACCAGCAGCCGCACAGUUGCGCAUGACACAGGCAGUAACUAACAGGUCGCGAGUUCGAGCCUCGGGUAUUCAAAACUUUGGAGUUGGGUAUGACUGGCUGGCGACGGCUAGUAAGCUAGAAAUGGCCAUUCUAGUCUCCCUUGUCUUUAUUGGUAAUGCCAUUCUGCCUAUAUCAUGCGCCGCUGUGCGGCUGCUGGUUGAGCUCGAGAGAGGGAGAGAGCCCGUAAGGCACAACGGAACGAGUGAGAUCUGUAGAAACGCUCGGUGAGCGCCCCCUACCAGUGAAACAUUUAUACAUUUUUCCAACGCAUGGGAACGAAGUAUGCAGUUAGUUGGCAAGUCUCUUUUAAAUCAUAUGCAGUUGUUUUAUGCCCCAAAAUUGCCUUUCCAUUAUUUCAGGAUACGGCCAAAUCGUUCCAACCACUACCUUGGGAAAGGUGUGCACGAUCAUCUACGGCUUCUUUGGGAUUCCGCUAAUGCUGCUAUUUCUGGCCAACCUAGGCAGCCUUAUGGCAGAUUUCUUCCGCCUCGGCUACUUUCACCUAUGCCGCUGCGGUAGAGAUAAGGGGGGACAAGUUCCGGCUCAGAAACCCCUACCAAAAACUCCUCUGGCCAAGGCCUCGCAGGCCGAGAGGGCCCGCCAUGCUUCCGCCGGCCAGGUGGUGGACGGCAAGUCGAGACAGGGUCGCAAGACCACAAUCAUGGCCUCCGCAGCACUGCGCGCCGGGUCGUCAUCGCCGGCUCUCCGUGAUCGACCCGGCCGCACCCACAUGACACCACCAGCUACCCGGGCCCUGCAUCAUCUCGUGCAAAAACCCUCCCUGCCCGGGAUCACUGACAGCCUCUUUGUAUCUCUGAUGGGCACCAAUUCAAUCUUCGCGCGGGCUGCCCGCGCCCGUCAACGCAGUCGAACAGUUCGUGUACCCAUCUUGAUCACCCUCUUCAUAUUCUUUGUCUACCUCUUCACCGGAGCGGUCAUCUUCUCGCAUUGGGAGAACUGGUCAUUCACGGAUGCCACCUACUUUGUCUUUGUGACUAUCUCGACCAUUGGCUUCGGUGACCUAAUUCCCGGUAUGGAGGAUUUCGAUUUUGGUAGACAAACACAGAAAUUUUUGGCGGCUAUCACCUACCUCCUCCUCGGGCUGGCCCUCGUCUGCAUGUGCUUCGAUCUGAUGCAGCGAGAGUUGAAGCGAAAGUCCAAGAAGUUGGCCCAGCGUAUCGGCUUACUUGACAGCCAGUAG
Molecule: messenger RNA, 9706 nt
Organism: Spirometra erinaceieuropaei
Lineage: Eukaryota; Metazoa; Platyhelminthes; Cestoda; Diphyllobothriidea; Diphyllobothriidae
Source: the annotation of a GenBank genome assembly